AUGCUUGCGCGCGGGCUGCCGCCACCAGCUUCGGCUCAGGGAGGGCCGGGGCUGCUUCCUCGACGAACGGCGCUUCAGCCGGCAGGGGGUCGGGGUGGCGAUCGGAGAUGGCCCUUGGCUCUGGGCCUUGCCGCGGCGCGGGUCUGUGGAGCAACCCGGUUCCGCCGCCGAGCUACAGCAGAGGCAGAUUGGGAGGAGGAUGCAGAUGAGGUAGAUCGGCAGAUCGCGCGGCUGCUCGCCAAGAAUCUGGUGCGCGUGGCGCAGAGCAAGCGCGUGCCGGUCUCUUCCUUGUCGGUUGGUCAGAAGCUGACGGGCAUCGUCCGGGCCGUGGAGAGGUUCGGCGCUUUCGUGGAUGUCGGCGCCCAGCGCGAUGGCUUGGUGCCGAUCCAGUUGCUCUCCGACAAAUACGUCUCGGACGUCUACGAGGAGAUCAUGCCGGGUCAGAAAGUCGCUGUGUGGGUAGAGGAGGUGAAGUCGAACGGGCAGCUGUGCCUGACCAUGUUGCCAAAGUACUUGCGACAGCCCUCGACCUUGAGACAAGACCUUCUGGCUUUCCGCGCCCUUGCCGAGGACAAGUGGCUGCCCGGACGCGUUCGCGACCGGAGAUAUGCCGAGGCCCUGGUGGAAGUGGCAGUGCCAGGUCAGACGCAGAGGUGCCUCACGGGUAUACUGCGCGAGCGCGACAUGGCAGGAAAAGUGGCCAUGCUCACGCAGGGCCAGGAGAUCCGGGUGCGUGUGCUGCAGGUUGAGCUCCGUGCUCAGCGGCUGAGCUUCUCCACCCGCCCGGUACCAGCGCGCAUGCGCGCGGCGAGACAGGCUGCCGGCUUUCCUCUUUUCCACACCUUGAAGUCGGAUCAAUGGCUGGCGGCAGAGGUGCAACGCACCACCCGGUCCGAGGCUUAUCUGUGUGUUCAACAUCCCAACAUCGCAGACGUGACGGCCGAGGGCCAGGUGCACGUGUCCAAGAUGUCCGACACGCCAGUGGAGGAUGCCGCCGAGGUCGUGGAAGUGGGUCAGGAGAUCCAGGUGCGAAUCCUGAAUGUCGAUUCAAAGCGGAGGCGGCUCGUGUGCUCGAUGGUUUGA
Symbiodinium natans is the source of this 1083-nucleotide messenger RNA. The record is from the annotation of a GenBank genome assembly. NCBI's taxonomy places the organism in Eukaryota, Dinophyceae, Suessiales, Symbiodiniaceae.